Messenger RNA from Astyanax mexicanus (Mexican tetra), 3605 nucleotides. RefSeq names its product cryptochrome circadian regulator 1a (gene cry1a). Gene Ontology annotation, cellular component: nucleus; cytoplasm. Gene Ontology annotation, molecular function: FAD binding; DNA binding. The record is from RefSeq and is a predicted model, not a curated record. Gene Ontology annotation, biological process: circadian regulation of gene expression; entrainment of circadian clock by photoperiod; negative regulation of DNA-templated transcription. Lineage: Eukaryota; Metazoa; Chordata; Actinopteri; Characiformes; Acestrorhamphidae. Bases 944 to 2830 code for a protein of 628 amino acids. The transcript has 14 exons.
GCGGGGCCUGAGCGUCUCGGGGAGAGAGUGAGUUAUAUGGCCGAAAGUGCACGGGAAAGUCUCGGUGGGAGAAAACGCACACAAUUGGACUAAACGAGGGUCUAGGACGACAAGUGACGGCGCGGCGUGGUUGGGGAUGAGUCUGUGCUCUUCGGUGGACGCACGCGGUGCCUGCUUUGGUAUUUAAAAGCGUGUAAAAGGCGCUUUUCGCGACUGUUAAUAUUUACAUAAUCGGGACCGUUCUGGAUGGUCUGCGCGCGCGCUCGCUCUCAAAGCACGCACGCACGCACACGCGCUUCAGCUUUUUAGCCUGGCCCGAGAACACGUUGCUGGUUGCUAGUUAACUAACUAACAAAUUAUAAACCUAACUCGUGGAUUAAUCAUCGGCGAGAUAUAUUAAACGUAUAUUCUCAUUUUUAUUCGCAUAAUUUUCUCCAUUUCUUUUCCGUUGUGAAAAAAACAAGUUAUACAACAGGGAAGCGCGGUGAGAAGAAUCCCGGUCCUAAAGCCCGUCCUGUACUCGGCUUCAGGCGGGCGAGGCGAGCCUCUAUACCCGUGGCCAAAUGGUUCAUCUGUGGCCGCUGUUCAAAUCAUUUGACAUGAUGGAAAGCGUUUUGUUAGAGCAAGGAUAAUUUUUCUCACCAGAAAAAGUGAGAAAAGGGGAGGUUUUAACGUCUACAGCUACAUAUUAAGCUACUCUUCUAUUACUGUAGAUUAAAAGACUGAGAAAAAAUAAGAAUAGUAAUCACAAUAAUAAUAAUUCCCUUUUUAAGGGAUUUCUAGGGAUUUUUUCCCUCUCUAUUAAACCUCUCUCUGAUUACAAAGACUCUUCUGCCUCUGCUGCAGCAUCUUUUUUGUGUUUUUUGGUUUGGUCUGUGUUUUUGAACGAGAUCCCUCAAAGCAUUAAAGCUACACAUCCUUAAGGGACUUGUCCAGUGAAGUAAUGGUCGUACAUACGAUCCACUGGUUCAGGAAGGGCUUGAGGCUCCACGACAAUCCUUCCCUCAGAGAGUCGAUCCAGGGAGCGGACACUGUGCGCUGCGUCUACAUCCUCGACCCCUGGUUUGCGGGAUCGUCCAACGUUGGAAUCAACAGGUGGAGGUUUUUACUGCAGUGUCUGGAGGAUUUGGACGCCAGCCUCCGCAAACUCAACUCUCGUUUGUUUGUUAUUCGGGGCCAGCCCACUGAUGUCUUCCCCAGGCUCUUCAAGGAGUGGAACAUCACUCGGCUGUCUUAUGAGUACGACUCCGAGCCAUUCGGGAAGGAGCGAGAUGCAGCCAUUAAGAAGCUGGCCAGUGAGGCAGGCGUGGAGGUGACGGUGCGCAUCUCCCACACGCUCUACGAUCUGGACAAGAUCAUAGAGCUCAAUGGAGGUCAGUCUCCGCUCACCUACAAGCGCUUCCAGACUCUCAUCAGUAAGAUGGAGGCGGUGGAAACUCCGACCGAGGCCAUCACAGCGGAUGUCAUGGGCUCCUGCACUACACCUCUGUCUGAUGACCAUGAUGAGAAGUUUGGGGUGCCCUCCCUGGAGGAGCUUGGUUUUGACACAGAGGGGUUGUCUUCAGCUGUGUGGCCUGGAGGAGAGACUGAAGCCCUCACACGCCUCGAGAGGCAUCUGGAGAGAAAGGCAUGGGUGGCCAACUUUGAACGUCCCAGAAUGAAUGCAAACUCCCUGUUGGCCAGUCCCACUGGCCUCAGCCCCUACCUGAGGUUCGGCUGCCUCUCGUGUCGACUCUUUUACUUCAAGCUCACUGACCUGUACAGAAAGGUGAAGAAGAACAGCUCCCCUCCUCUCUCCCUCUACGGGCAGCUGCUGUGGAGAGAGUUCUUCUACACAGCUGCCACCAACAAUCCUCGCUUUGACAAGAUGGAGGGCAAUCCCAUCUGCGUGCAGAUGCCCUGGGAUCGCAACCCUGAGGCGCUGGCCAAAUGGGCUGAGGGCAGGACAGGCUUCCCCUGGAUUGAUGCCAUCAUGACCCAGCUGAGGCAGGAAGGCUGGAUCCACCACCUGGCCCGACAUGCCGUGGCCUGCUUCCUCACCCGGGGAGAUCUGUGGAUCAGCUGGGAGGAGGGCAUGAAGGUGUUUGAGGAGCUGCUCCUGGAUGCAGACUGGAGUGUGAAUGCAGGCAGCUGGAUGUGGCUCUCCUGCAGCUCCUUCUUCCAGCAGUUCUUUCACUGCUACUGCCCAGUGGGCUUCGGCCGCCGCACUGAUCCCAACGGUGACUACAUACGGCGAUACUUACCUAUCCUGAGGGGAUUUCCUGCCAAGUACAUUUACGACCCCUGGAACGCUCCAGAAAGUGUGCAAAAAGCCGCCAAGUGUGUAAUUGGUGUGCACUACCCCAAGCCUAUGGUGCAUCACGCAGAGGCCAGCCGCCUCAACAUUGAACGCAUGAAACAGAUCUACCAGCAGCUGUCCUGUUACAGAGGCCUGGGACUUCUGGCUACGGUUCCGUCCAACCCUAAUGGAAAUGGGGAGAACUCCUCAAACAUGAUGGGUCUCCCUGCUGCCGAGAACACCCAGGAGGCUUCUGCGUCCUCAGGAUUCCAAAUGCCUGGUAACCCUCAAGGGGAAUGGCACAGUGGGAUGAUGGUGUACCCUCAAGGAGACACACAGCCCAGCAGCAGCAGCAGCAGCACACAACAACAAGGGUUUUCAGGCAGCAGCAGCGGGAUGGUGUGUUACAGGCAAGAAACUCAACAAGUACCCGGCCCUGUGAUUCAGCAAGGGCGAGGGCUUCACUCCAGCACUCAGACCUCUGGGAAACGUCACAGUGAAGAGUCUGGACCCACAACAGGCUCAAAGGUCCAGAGGCAGUGCAGUACCUAAAGAAGGAGGAAGUUCUCAGAUGUGGGCGUAUUGACCUGGAGCAACUGUAGUUCACCUGUUACACACACACACACGCAUUUAUAUACAAUGUUUUAUCUUUUGUUUAAAGGGGUCGUGGGUAUUAGAAGGAGUGCAUGAUCCUCCCUGUAAGCACAUCCACACAUGUUUAAAGCAGUUGGACUGUAUAAUAUUAUAACUUGGACUACACCCAAACUGAUGCCAGCAUCCUAACCAGCUCCGGAGGAAAAAGAAAAUACGUGGUUCCCUGCCGCACUGUUCCGUCAGUGUUCAGAGAGCGUAAUGAGUGUUAGGACUCCUCUUGGGACAGAAACCUUUCUGUAUAUAAGAAUUUGUUGAUUUACUCACAUACAAAUUGUACAUAUUUGAUAUUGUAUGUGCUUUCUCUAUUUCAUGUAGUCAUAGACCCAUUGAUAUAUUUUUGAUAUAAAUAAUCAUUGUGGAUCGACUGUACUCUGUUGUUUUUUUUGCAUAUGUAAACAUUAAACAGCAUCUGUAGUCUGCCCAUUCAGUGCAUGGCGAGGCUUCUCUCUGUCUGCUUGCUUCUGUCUCCCACACUCUUUCUUUUCUCUCCCUCUCCCUCCUCAUUUUUGACUCCUUUUUGUCUCUGUUGUUUCUCCUCUCUGCUCGUCUCGUCUAUCAGAUCUUCAGUCUCCUCUUAUAGUUGUCAUCAUUGUACGCUAAAUUGAAGUGUUCAUCACUUUGUGCUUCUUGUCCACUUAUGUUGUGCUGGUUUAAUAAAUAAAGCUUAAACAUA